UUGACUUUGCCGUCGGUCUCACGGAUUUCAACAAGGAAGACGAGUACAGCAAGAUGAGCAUGACGAACGCGGAGGCUGUGCGCCCCGUCAUCAAGGGCUCGUACCAAAAAUCCUCGUUCUUUGACACGAUCUCGUGCGAUGCGCUCGACCGACUGGAGGGCGUCAACGGCCGCCUCCGCGCCCACGAAGAGCGCAAGCUCAACACGGAGACGUUUGGCGCCGUCGGCCUCAACAACCGCCGGGGUUACCGCGGCAACCGCAACAACGGCAAUGGCAACGGCGGCGGCAACCGGAACCGGAACGGGGGCAACGGCUACCCCACGGACCCGCGCAACUACGGUACCAGCAACGCAAACGCCAACGGUGGCAACGGUGGUGGCAACGGUAACGGCAACGGCAACGGUAACCGGAACCGGAACCGCAACAACGGUGGCACUGGCGGCAACGGCCGGGGACAGGGCCGCAACCAGAGCAAUGGCGGUCGCCAGCCCAUGUACCAGCCCCGCGACCAGCAAGCAUAAAGGACGCGCAUAGAAGCAGCACCGCGCAUACCAGAAGCGAUACUUAUGACUAAUACAACGUGUUGCUCUGGCUCGCAUACGACACGGGGUGGUCCGCCUGAAGAGCUUGCACUUUUAGUACGCCAA
This is a messenger RNA of Saprolegnia parasitica CBS 223.65, 647 nucleotides long. RefSeq lists its product as hypothetical. The record is from RefSeq and is a predicted model, not a curated record. The transcript has 2 exons. Bases 54 to 521 code for a protein of 155 amino acids. Lineage: Eukaryota; Oomycota; Saprolegniomycetes; Saprolegniales; Saprolegniaceae.